Messenger RNA from Paraglomus occultum, 474 nucleotides. Lineage: Eukaryota; Fungi; Glomeromycota; Glomeromycetes; Paraglomerales; Paraglomeraceae. The record is from the annotation of a GenBank genome assembly.
AUGCAACCUAAACGCUCUAUACUGUCUCAUAUAUCGACCAACAGAUUUCAUCACAAUACGGGAGACACGCACGUCGGUCUGUCCCAAACACAAGCACAGGAAAUGGCCGAAGACGUUCUGAAGAAACAGGAGAUGUAUACUGAACGUAUGGAGAAACUUAUGCAGAAAGCGAAUGCUAUGAUGUUGUUAUCGAAAUCAGAGGAGAGAAGAGAAGGCUUAUCGAUUCUUAGGCAAGAAAUCGAUGGUCUUAUUGAUGAUCUAGAAUAUUUUCGCACAAUAUUCGAUCAACAGAAAUGGCGAGAUGAUGAGUCAUAUCGAAAAUUCACAUCAGCAGCCCUGAACAUGGCAAGAUCGUUAAGUUCUGAUCUACACAGGAAGGCCAGAACUCUCAAAAAAGACCGGCCAAGACACUACCAGCAUUCGAUUACUAGUUCACGAAUGUCAAGGGAUAUGCCUGCAAAGUUUUAUAGUUGA